AGGGUGCUCUGGUCGCCCCCCGCCCGGCUCCGCGCUCGGGCCGUGGAGGCUGAGACGGCAGGCGAGGCGGCCUGUCUCCGAUUUCCGUCCGCUUGGCUCGGACCGCCACCCUCUCCAGUCCCCAUCUUCCAACCCUCCGGUCUCUCGGAGCGGAGUCCGCUCACACCUUCCCGCCCCGUCUGUCCUGACCCUGGCCGCGGGGUCCCCGCCAACCCUGGCCCCCAGCCCCUGCCUCUCUGUCGCCUCCAGGGUCGGGCGUCAGGGCGGGAAACGCCCCCGGGAAAGCCCCGGGGAGCAGCCGGAGGACGGGGCGGCGGGAAGCAGCCGGGGCACCACUAUUUAAGGCGCGGCCGCGGCGGGCGGAGGACAGAAUCGGGGCGAGCAUGGAGCAGGGUCUCGCCCUCCUGUUUCCCGUCUUCCUGGGGCUCCUCCAGCGAGCCCAGGGUGGGUCCUUGGAGAUGGAGCCUCCGGAUUCCGUGGUGGCCGUGUCCUUGGGCGGGUCGCAGCAGCUCACCUGCCGGCUGGCCUGCGCCGACCCCAGGAACCCCAUGGUGCAGUGGCGGGGCCUGGACACCAGUCUGGGCACCGUGCGGUCGGACACGCACAGCAGCGUCCUCUCGGUGCACAACGCCUCCCUGUCCGAGGCCGGCACCCGCGUGUGCGUGGGCUCCUGCGGGACCGACACCUUGCUGCGGACCGUGAAGCUCCUGGUGUUCGCAUUUCCAGACCAGCUGACUGUCUCCCCAGUAACCCUGGUGGCCAGGCGGGACCAAGAGGUGGCCUGCACCGCCCAUAACGUCACACCUGCCAACCCCGAGGCCCUCUCCCUAUCCCUGCUCCUGGGGGACCAGGAACUGGAGGGGGUGCAGGCCCUGGACUGGGAUGUGGAGGAGGAGCCCCAGCAGGGCGAGGACCAGCUGCUCCGAGUAACACAGCGCUGGCUGCUGCCCCCGCUGGAGACCCCCACCCCACUCACCCUCCACUGCCGGGCAACCAUGAACCUGCCUGGCCUGAGGCUGAGCCACCAGCGGGCCAUUCCAGUCCUGCACAGCCUGACCUCCCCGGAGCCCCCUGUCGAGACCUCUCCCGAGGCCACCCCAGAGCUGAGCUCCACUAGCAGCUCCAGGAGUCCUGGACCCCCACCCAGGAACAGCAGCUCCGGGAGUCCUGGACCCCCACCAGGGAACAGCUCCAACCGGCCCUGCCGCCCAGAGAUCCACCAGUCUCCAGCCGCAGGGGGUCUGGAGCUACUUUGUCAGGCGCUCUGUGACCCCGGUGUGGCUGUGGGCUGGACCCAGGCCCCGGGGGGUCUGGAAGCCUACCAGAGGCGGGAGGCUGGGGCCCAGGCUUGGCUGAGCGUGCCCUGGGCCGGCUGCUGCUCUGAGGGCUGGUUUCAGUGUCGCCUGGACCCAGGGGGACAGAUGGCCAGCCUCUACCUGGUCCCAGAGAUCUGCUGCCAGACAACACCCCCAGCCCUGUGGACAGGCAGCUUGGUGCUGGGGCUGCUCUUCUUGGGAUUCCUUGCCCACCGGCUGCGGAAACGCUGCAGGCCUGCUCAGUGACCACCCAGCC
Messenger RNA from Mustela erminea (ermine), 1572 nucleotides. It is a transcript of the gene MADCAM1, whose product is annotated as mucosal vascular addressin cell adhesion molecule 1. Gene Ontology annotation, cellular component: membrane. The record is from RefSeq and is a predicted model, not a curated record. NCBI's taxonomy places the organism in Eukaryota, Metazoa, Chordata, Mammalia, Carnivora, Mustelidae. Gene Ontology annotation, molecular function: integrin binding involved in cell-matrix adhesion. The transcript is spliced from 5 exons. Gene Ontology annotation, biological process: integrin-mediated signaling pathway; positive regulation of lymphocyte migration; heterotypic cell-cell adhesion. Bases 384 to 1562 code for a protein of 392 amino acids.